GGGAAAAUAAUCAAAUAUCUUCUCAGCGUAAAGAGAAAAAUUUGGGGAAAAACUGGGAAACCCUUGAUUGUAAGGUGUUUUAUCAGCUUCAGCUAUCGAUCAAGCGAGAUAAUGUUGACUGAAUUGUUCAGUGGAAGCGGAGUGCAUUUUGGGGGUUGUCCUUGGCCAGCUCCGGUCGACGAAGUAGAUCCCGAUGUUGUCUUCCAUUUUGGGGAUGGAAGCAAAAUCGAGGCUGAAGAACAGGUGUCACAACCUGUGUGGUGGAAAUUGACUUGCCUCGAUAAAUUACCGGCGCCGGCGGAUUUAAAAUCGUGCAUAUUUGUUCCGCGAUCUGUGGCAGAAUCCCUACCUGAUUCCUUGAAGGCCGAGAUGAGUGACGGCACCUAUGCACUUGAGUUCCUUAUUGAUUUCAAGGAAAAGGCGGAGAUCAAGAGUGGAAAUGAAAAUGAAUUUCCUUUUGGAACUGCACCCCUGGACUGUUGUGUCGACCCAGAUUCUGAGGUUAUCCUUCCUUGGGAGGUUGACGGAAGCUCAUUUACGUUUGAGGAGCCCCAAGCCUCAACCGAGUAUACUCCUCUAAUUGUAGAACCUGAGGUGAAAAAGGUGUUUUCCGACUUCAGUACUGGAUUUAAUAUGCCCCCCCGGCCACGCGAAAUUUUAUCCCGCCAUCAACAUAGCUAUCUCAACAACAAAAACAAGUUCUCAAGUAGAACAUUCUUAUUUUUUGAUGACAAGGACUCUCCAGGUUUCUACCCUCAGAUAGAAAAGGGAACCACUACUUUCGGUUUUAUUCUCAGAGAUUGGGUUUUUGUAGCUGCGGAUUGUUCAUUGAGUUCCUCUUACCCGAAGCUUGUUGCACUUCCUUCUCACAUGGUUGCCGCUAUUUCUGGAGGCAGAGAAUGUUUGCUUGAAAAAUUGCGCAGGAAGUGUGAAAGAAAAAUCAAAGAAGGGGGCACAGUCACUGUUGAAGAGGCAUCGAAAUGGAUGGCUGACAUUGUGGCUCCUCUCAAAAUUCCAGUUGCAGUAUUGAUUGCAGGGUGGGACGAAACGUUACAUUGCCCUCUCCUGUAUCACGUGAACUGUUUUGGGGAAGUGGAGAACUGUGCGAAGAAACGGGACAAGAACAUAGUAGGUGCCACUGGAUCUGGUGCAGGAUCUUGCGUUGGUUAUUUCGAUGCCAAGUAUUUCGAUGCCACGUUUCGUGAAGACAUGUCUGAAACUGAAGCUGUAGAGCUGGCUAAAAACACAAUCUGCUAUGGUGCUUGUAAUGCUAUUGAAAGUGGUGAUUUCGCCCGUGGUAUGGUUGCGAUACUUACUCCUAUAGUUUCUAUGUAAAUGAGUCCAUGCAUCUUUUCUGUUGGCCUUCUCUUCCCUGAUUAGUGUCCUUUUCUUUUUGAAGUUUACCGUGUAGGGAGGAGCGAGUGUGAGGAGCGCGUCUCUCGUUAUGAUAUCGGAAAAUGGUACCAGGAAAACGAGAGUAUCUUUGUUCCAACUGACUAUGUGAGCGUCUCAUGUUAUACUCCGCACCACGCGUACUCACGCGCAGGAGGUCGCUUAUGAGGUCGCUUAUGGUUAUAAAAUUUGGCUAUGUUAUUACUUUCUUGUCCCAAAAUUAUUAUCGACUUUGAGAUUUCACUUUUAAUGUAAUCCCUUUUACCCUAUUAAAGCA
Messenger RNA from Oldenlandia corymbosa var. corymbosa, 1669 nucleotides. NCBI's taxonomy places the organism in Eukaryota, Viridiplantae, Streptophyta, Magnoliopsida, Gentianales, Rubiaceae. The record is from the annotation of a GenBank genome assembly.